CCGAUCAGGAAGCAGCUUAGUGCAACCUGGUGCCAGAGCCUAUUGGUUGCAGCCUGCACCCUGCAAUAUGCUGAUUGCUCCUCGGUGCUGUCAGUCAUGCAGCAGGCUCAGCCCCCUCCUUCCUUUCCUCCUUACACCCUCCCUAAUCAUACACCAGUCAUGUAAUUUACACCCCUGGUGUCUCCUGUAACAUUGUCAGCUGCCUGUCUGCACCAGGGCUGAGGAUCACAAGGGAAGGUGCCUGUCAUGGACAGGAAAACAAGGAGGGAUGACAUAUGCUCCUGAUUGCUUUAUGCUGGCAGCAAACUUUGGAUGCAGCUGGAGAGUGACAUUUCUAUAUAUUGAAUUCCUAUUGGGAAAUGUGCUGACAUAGCAAAACUACUUGAAAAAAGCUUGCUUAGUGACAGAGCAAGGAUCCCUGCUAGCCCUGUGAUAGAGGCAAGCCAUUUGCUUAGGAUUCCAUCUCUGGAGUGUGUAACUGAGCAUAUUACUGUAAAUUGUCUGCUAUAGGUAUUUAUGUGCUUCUACAGAAUUGUACAAGUUCAGGGGACAGAGCGGCUUGUACCUGUGUUCUGCAUUUCACACUAUGGGAGGCAGCAAUGAUACCAUGCUAAAUAGACUUCUACUCAGAAGUUGGAAUGAUGUGUGCUAAAGAAUGGUCAUGCCCUCGCUCCGCCAGGUGUGAUCGGACUUGCCCGGGUGUAUAAGUAUGGAUGACAAACUGGAGGAAAUUUUUGGGGAUGAGGUGGAGAUUGGAAAUGAACUGGAGGCGUAUGAUGAGAUGGUGGCGGCCAUGGCUGGCAAUAUCUAUUCUGAGCUUGAUAAAUUGGUAGGAGCUUAUGGACAGGAUGCGGUAACGGGUCUGAUGCCCUUAAUGGUCUCAGUGCUGGAAAGUCUGGCAACAACGUGUGCCUGCGCCCGGGAGCGAGAGGACCAACUGGAAAUGGUGACCGAAGAUAAGCAAAGGCUACUCAUCCAGUAUGAGAGGGAGCGGAAUGGACGCAAGCGUGCGGAAGAGAGAUGCAUGGAGAUGGAGGAUGGCAUUGAGCAGGAAAGGAAACUUUUCAAAGCUAAUUUACUAACUAUGGAAGCUCAGACUAAAAACAUGGAAAUGAAAGCGCGAAGCUACGCUGAUCAGAUUGUUGGCCUGGAGGAGCAGAAGACGCUUCUGAACAAGGAACUGGUAUCACUCACACAAGUCCAUGCUAAGAUAGUGAAGAGUUACAAAGAGUUAAGGUACCAGCGUUCUCUUUCCUUGGAAGCUGCUCGCCAUUCGGGACGUACAACGCCACUUGCAGGAGUAGAGAAGAAGCUCACGCUGCUGGAUUUCCAGGAUGCACCAUUAUCUCUAGAAGCGCCGACCUCUCUAGAAAGUGUUCCCGGUGGAGGCUGUCUGGAAGCCCUUAGCAAUGACAAGGUUUUGCCUAAAGGGGACAGUAAACUGGAUAGUAUGAAGGCCAACUCUCAGGCUUGCACGAACGGACUUCCGAGUGAGCUCCCACAAAGUAAUUUCUUUCCACUUGGAGAUGAACUGCAAUCAAAAGAUGGACUUGUAGAAAAAUACCCAGAACCACUUCAGCCAGAAAUACAAUCUGUCGUCGAUGACAUUAUUAACUCCACUCCAGAACUGAAGCUGAAUCAUGAACCAUUUGAGGCAAGUACCCCAAAAGAACUUUCAGGACCGGAAGAGGAAGAGAUUGAGCGUAACAACAAUUCACUUUUUGCUGAGGUGUGCGGAACAAGUCCAGAAUUCAUUUCAUAUGUAGACGAGGGCGCUGACUUGCAAGGUGUUGGUAAUUCUGUGGAUGCUCUGAUUGAGGAGAAUGCACAGCUUAGAGAUGCACAGAGUGAAGUUGAUAUGGCUAGAAAGAGUCUUAUUGCAAGGGUGGAGGAGCUGUCUGCAGAGAGAGAGGGUCUUAAACGUGAGAUGGAAAAUGUAUCUCAGAGUCUGAGUCGUUGUGAGUUGAAGCUUAAAGAGACAGAGCAAGAUCUGCAGAUGACUCGUGCUGAGCUGGAUGAAGCAAGAAAGUUAUACAGAGAAAAUGCCGAGGUGGACAUUCCAGCUGCCCAGAGAAAGCGAUUCACCAGAACAGAAAUGGCCCGUGUGUUGAUGGAGAGAAACCAGUACAAGGAGAAACUAAUGGAACUGCAGGACGCCGUACGCAGGACUGAAAUGUUGAGGGCAUCAAAGGAUGUGCAGGAUGCACAGAUGAGGAAAUCUUCCUUCUGGAAGGUGUUUGACAGAUUAUUUAGCUCUUCGAGUGGGCCGCAGGGGAGAGCAGUGAUGUCACAGCCGAUACCUCUGCCAACGCUGAACAGAGCGCGGUCUGCAUCUUCUGUAGCCUAUUCUGGCAGCCAGGAGAACAGUCCUGUGCGGAACCAGUCAGUGACUUUUCACGUACCGAAUACGCCGCAUACAGAUGAUGCAGAUGCUGUGCCAUUACGGGGAAAGAAGCAUGAACAUUACCGUCAGAUUCGUGCCCACAUCUGGAAGGAGCACGGGAGAGCGCAGCUUCACGGCUGGAGCAUUCCUCCUGCGGUCAGGAACAGGGGUGAAAUGCAGGCAGGAAGUGAUGUCAGAGGUGUUCCUGUCUUAGUCCAGCUUCGUCUGUUGGAUCAAAAAGACCCAUGCACAAAGCUCUGGUGUGCGACUGGAACAUCCACAACGGACUCCGUGAGCAAAUGCAAGACAGAUAGUGCUAAUGUCCCCAGUUUAGUGUGGAUCUGCUCCGGCACCCACUCUGUCAGCGAGAUCAUGGUCAUAGAUGCAAGCUCUUCAAACCAUGUGAUGGAUCAGUUUGUGAUUCCCAACACACAUGUCCUGUGUGUGACCUGUGUGCCGGCCUACAGGCUGGAUUCUGUGGUGGAGCAGGACGUUUCCGAAGAAGACAACCAUGAGAACAUCAGCAGAGGUGCCACCGUCUGGUUGGGGACACAAGAAGGGAGUUUAUUUAUCCAUUCUGCUGUGUCUGAUUGGAAGAGCUGCCUACAGAAAGUUCAACUUAAAGAUGCCAUUCAUAGUAUUAUACCUGCUGGUGACCGUGUGGUAGCUGCUAUGGGUGAUGGAACACUUGCAAUAUUUAGUAGGAAUGCUGCUAGGAACUGGGAUUUAGACAAUCCAAAAGUGGUGGACUUGGGAAGGCCCCAGCAAUCCAUUCGCUGUUCUGUGUAUGUCCACGGAGAAGUGUGGUGUGGCUACAGGAAUAGGAUCUAUGUCUUGGAUCCACGGACGGCAAAAAUCAAAAAAUGGUUUGAAGCAACACAUCGCGCUGAGAGCCAGGUUCGGCAUAUCGCUGCUGCCGGAGAUUGCGUAUGGGUGUCUGUCCGCCUGGAUUCCAUACUUCGCCUUUUCCAUGCCCAGACAGGGCAGCCAUUACAGGAACUGGAGCUGGAGCCUUUCUUGCAGAGAAUGCUGGGCUCCAACGUCUUUGGUAUGUCUAUGGCGCAAGUCUCUGCGCUGUCGGCGUUCUGCGGCUUUCUGUGGGUGGGAACUACUAUCGGAGUCAUUGUCGCCAUUCCAUUCUCCAAGGAAAUGGAUUCGCAGGCUGGACAGAUAAAUGACAGUGAAGAAUGUUCGCAGGAUCGCGUUCCCCAAAGGGUUCCAUACUGUUCUAUGGAGAAUGCGCAAGUCUCAUUCCACGGUCACAGGGAUGCUGUCAAGUUUUUUGCAUGUGUUCCAGGUUGUAUCAACCCGUCACUGCCAGUAGAGGGCGGUGAAAAUACAGGCAACGCCAGUAUCCUAUUAAUGAGUGGAGGCGAAGGCUACAUUAACUUCAGGAUUGGUGAUGAAACAGGUGACACAGAUGAAGGCUAUGGAGAUCUCCUUCUGACGAUACCGAGGUACAGGAGGUCAGAAAGAAGCCACCUCAUUGUCUGGCAGAUGCUAACUUGAAGACUAGAGGAGAAUUGGAUGACUUGACAUGACAGUACACUGACGGCUCGAUAUCUGACGUCUGGAAAAUGUGUGUUUAUUUAUUCUUUUGCCCGCUGACAUCGAGAGAGCAAUGUGUUCUCUUCUCUCUGGGAUCAUCUCGGCUUUACUUUGGGUAGAAGGUGUUUUGCCUUAAUAUAAAAUGCUGACAUUCUGGGUUUUGUGCAAUUUGGGUCUGUAAAAUCCCGAGAAGUUGUGCCGUGGAUAUUAUUUCUCUCUCUCCUUCCUGCUGGAGACAGUUUCAUCUCUUGGACAUUAGAAAUACUGCAUUUUCAGUUCUUCUUUUUAUGUUUUCAGUAGAGUUUUGCUUUUUUUGGCACUUACAAUAAUUGUGUGCGGUCUGUCUCAUGCAUUCAAACGCAAUUAUGUGUGAUGAUUGCUAAUGUUAAGUCUUCUUGAAAUCACGCACAACUAAUGUUAAAAUGGUGAACAAUAUGUAUUGUUUAAUAUUUGUGCUGCUCUAUUACAUUAGCAAUCUCCUGUACUGUCUGUGCACUGUCAGCAGUGUGAUGGUGUGUAACAAUAUUGCGCCACCUGUCUGGCACUACAGGUAUUGCAGCUCUUGUUGAGCUGGAAGCUGAAGAUUGUAUUUGAACUCAGGGCUUAUUGCUCUUCGCCUUAAUCCCUACCAGCAUUAUCUAGCUCUAUGGUGUAACACAGAUCUUGUCAGUCAUUUACAUCAUUACAAAAUGUGAAACCUGCCCACUCAGAUAAGCACAUGCAACACUGGAAUGUAAUCUGGGGCGUUCUGUGGCUUGAUGCCGAUUGUCCUUCAGUCUGUCAGUAUUGCCUCCUGUUAAAUAGGUGGGCAGCUCAGAAUAGAGUAGUUCUAGCCACUGAUGGACAAGGCAAAGAUCAAACGGGUUGUGUCAAAUGUGGGGAUGAAAAAUUGACUUGUGGCCCCUGACCGUCUCCACAUGGGAUCAGGUAACCUCUGAUCCUACUAUGUAGGAGGCUAGCUGUGUGACUGAUCCUUUUAAUUACAGAUAUCAAGGUGGUUAUAACUAAUAGUCAGUGUUUAAGUGAAUGUUCAUCUUUUAUGGUGUAUCCAUUACUGUGUCAGUCAAGAAAAACACCUAUUUUAUUCCAAUGCAAAAAAGUGAAAUCGUCAAGAAUGCAACCUAUUUUUAUACACAAAAAUGUAUAAUUUAUUACAUAAAUGCGCAAGAUAAUA
Molecule: messenger RNA, 5105 nt
Organism: Pseudophryne corroboree (corroboree frog)
Lineage: Eukaryota; Metazoa; Chordata; Amphibia; Anura; Myobatrachidae
Product: C-Jun-amino-terminal kinase-interacting protein 4-like
Exons: 27
Coding region: 710-3892 (1060 amino acids)
Biological process (GO): vesicle-mediated transport
Cellular component (GO): cytoplasm
Molecular function (GO): JUN kinase binding; signaling receptor complex adaptor activity; MAP kinase scaffold activity
Source: RefSeq, a predicted model, not a curated record